Molecule: messenger RNA, 1318 nt
Organism: Galeopterus variegatus (Sunda flying lemur)
Lineage: Eukaryota; Metazoa; Chordata; Mammalia; Dermoptera; Cynocephalidae
Product: von Willebrand factor A domain-containing protein 3B-like
Exons: 11
Source: RefSeq, a predicted model, not a curated record
GUUGGAAGUUCCACAAACACGCUGAAUGCCCUGAAAAUUGCUUUUGGUGAUAAAGACACACAAGUGAUCUAUCUUCUGACAGAUGGGAGACCUGAUCAGCCACCCGAAAUGGUUAUAGACCAAGUCAAAGGUUUUCAGAAAAUUCCUAUUUAUACCAUCUCCUUCAAUUACCAUGAUGAGAUUGCAAAUGGAUUUUUGAAAGAGCUUGCUUCUUUGACUGGAGGAGAAUUUCAUUCUUACAGUUUUGGUUGCAAGGAUCCCAGUCCUCCAGAGACUGUGCAGAAUGAAGAUCUGACUCUUUUAGUUAAGGAAAUGGAGCAGGGGUACAGUGACCUGGAGAAGGUGCAAACCCUUUAUUCCGACUCCGUGAUCAUGGACUGGUGGUACAAUGGAGAAAAGGACGCGGACAGCAAGCAUCAAAAGGAAAUCUGUUCUAUGGUUUCAACCCCAGAAAAAUGUGCGAAGUAUCAACCUGAUGUCGAAUCAACACGAACCUCAUCCCUAAAUAUGUUGAAAGUACCAUGGAGCCUUUCAAAUCAAAAGGUUCAGAAAAAGAAAGUCCUUCAUGCAGAAUCAACCAAAACCAGCCUGCUCAGAAGCCAGAUGUCCACACUCAAGAGCUCAGCUCGCAAUGAAGGGAAGGACCGCCUCUCCAACUCGAGCAGCUGGAACACUGCUGCAAGUGACAAAGAAAUGAGCAUCCUGCUAACAAAUGAGAGUCUGGACGACAAGUCCUCAGAAAGAAGCCAAGUUUAUGAUUCUUUAGAUAUGUCUUCAGAAAACUGGCUCAAGACCCAUGGCUUAGUGGCCAAGAAACUCACCAUCAUGGACACCCUUUCGGUGACCACAGUCCCCCACAGCCCUACCAAUCCCAUUCUGGACAAGCAUGUUGUUUCCAAGGUCUUUGAUGAGGAGUUCCCUCUGGCACACGUGUGCAACAACACAAAUAAGAUGGCAUUAGUUAACCCCCAAGGAGUCCAGCUCAAUAUCUACAGGGAAAAAGUGGAACAGGCAAUUAAGUCCUAUGAAAAGCGCUUGAAUAAAAUCGUUUGGCGAGCAUUAUCUCAAGAAGAAAAAGAAAAGUUAGAUGCAAACAAGCCAAUACAGUACCUGCAAAAUAAGGCAGCUUUAAACCAAGCAUUAGAACGGUUGAAUUGGCCCAUUUCGUUGAAAGAGUUAUCAACGCUGGAAAAUGAAAUUCUAGCUGGAAAAAAGUACAUUCAUCAGGCCAUGGAACUACAGGAGGCUGCCAAGAAGAAUUACGUGAACAAGGCAGCGGGAGAGAUUGAUGUGUUUGGUGGUUACAUCAUAUCCCAAG